AUGGCUGCCAAGAACUUGCAAGUCGGCUGGUAUGGCCUUGGAUCUAUGGGAAAGCCCAUGGCAGAGAACCUCCAAAAGUACUUGGCGAAGAACAACCAAUCGCUCAUUUUCAACAACCGCACAAUGGCUUCGGGCGAUGACUUGAAGAGUCUUGGCGCAAGCCCGGCGUCGAGUUUCGGCGAGUUGGUGCAGAAGAGCGAUGUCGUUUUCACAAUGGUCAACAACGAUGAUACACUUAAAAGCCUUUUGAAACAAGCCUACGACACCAAGGACCUCUCCGGCAAGAUCUUCGUCGAUUGCUCAACCGUGCACCCUGAUACCACGAAAGCCGUUACUGAGGAGAUCAAGAAGCACAAGGCAACUUUCCUUGCAGCACCCCAAUUCGGUGGUCCUGCCAUCGCCGCACCUGGAAAACUGGUUGUCGCAAUUGGUGGACCUUCGGAAGCUGUUGAGACCGUAAAGCCCUACUUCCAGGAUGUGAUGGCCAGAAAAUUUAUCGUGUGCAAGGAGGAGCCGCAAAGUGCUUCUAUGCUGAAAAUUGCUGGCAACAUCAUCACAGUAAAUCUCAUGGAAGCAGUCAGCGAAGCCCAAGUUUUCGCCGAACAAACCGGCAUCGGCAGCGGUCCCAUGGAAGAGCUCAUCACCGAAGGCUUCGGUCCCGUUGCUGGCGGCUACUCAGGCCGCAUGACCAGCGGCAACUACGCACCACCUCUCGACAAGCGUCCUGGCUUUGGUGUCUCGCUAUCAAUCAAGGAUGCCGACUAUGCCAUGGCUAUUGCCAAGGAAAAGGGUGUCAAGUUGCCAGCAACUGAGGUAGCGAAUAAGAACAUGAAGGCUGCGAGGGAGGAGCACGGUGAGGUUUUGGAUUGUGCAGCUAUGUAUGGAACGUUGAGGAAGGAGGCUGGACUUAACUUCUUCAAUGAGAAGAGCAGGCAGAGUGAUGAGUAA
Messenger RNA from Aureobasidium melanogenum CBS 110374, 948 nucleotides. Its product is annotated as 6-phosphogluconate dehydrogenase family protein. Lineage: Eukaryota; Fungi; Ascomycota; Dothideomycetes; Dothideales; Saccotheciaceae. The coding region runs from base 1 to 948 and encodes 315 amino acids. Gene Ontology annotation, molecular function: oxidoreductase activity, acting on the CH-OH group of donors, NAD or NADP as acceptor; NADP binding; NAD binding. The record is from RefSeq and is a predicted model, not a curated record. The transcript is spliced from 4 exons.